Molecule: messenger RNA, 2497 nt
Organism: Dromaius novaehollandiae (emu)
Lineage: Eukaryota; Metazoa; Chordata; Aves; Casuariiformes; Dromaiidae
Gene: ATF7IP2
Product: activating transcription factor 7 interacting protein 2
Exons: 11
Coding region: 107-2167 (686 amino acids)
Biological process (GO): regulation of DNA-templated transcription
Cellular component (GO): nucleus; transcription regulator complex
Molecular function (GO): transcription coregulator activity; protein binding
Source: RefSeq, a predicted model, not a curated record
AUUGGCCGCGGCCCGGCCCGGCGGGCCCCGCGGCGGGGAGGCGCCGUACGGGCCGCGGCGCUGAGAGGAGCGCGGCGCGGCGCCGCCUGCGCUGCGGGCCUGGAAGAUGGAGUAUUCAAAUAAAAUGUCACAGAAACCUUUGCGAGCAAAAAAAGCCAUGACUCCAAGUAAUGGAAAGCAAGUAGAAAAGACAAACAAAAUAAAGAAUGCUUCAUCAGAGGAGAAGACUGUGUAUGGCUUGCAAACUAAGGAUCAUUCUCUUCAGCCAAGUACCUUAGAUAUAAUCUGUAAAAGUAAGGAUUAUGUCAAAAUAAAAGUGUUUUCUGAAUCAAGUGCAACUUCAGUACUGUCUGAAAAAAAAUCGUCAGUGAUUCUACCAAGACUUAGCGUUAGCUCGGUAGCCAACAAGGAACAUCGUUAUGAUAUAAAGGUUGAUCAGAAUGUUAGUCAAGAAGAAUGUCAAGAUCCUGUGUCUGAUAUAAUUUGCAACAAAAAUUCAGAUGCAAAGCAACUUUUAAAUGCCGGAUGUUUAAAAGUUAUACUUCAUAAAUGGUAUGAAAAUGGUGUAAACACAGCGCCAUCGGAGUCAGUCAAAGUGCGUUUGUGCCCAAGCCUGAAUGGACUGCCCACUGAUCAGUUAAAAGAGAGCGCUUUUGAGGCUGACAGUGAUAGUAAGGGUAAGAGAACUAACAGUGGCAUUCCCAUCCUAGAAGAGAUGGGCAUAAAACCUGGAACAAAGCCUGCCAAAAAACUUGUUCCAGUGUUAAAAAAAAUUGAUGAAACAGAUGCUUCAAAACAGAAAAAAGAAAACUGUGCUGCCUUAGUUACUCCCAUGAAGACUACAAGAGACGGAAACACUGCUCUGUCAGGGGAAAAAGUGUCUGGUGGCGAUGAUAGUUCAAAUAUUUUUGAAGAUGAUGAAAUUAUGCUGCCGGAUACGUUGUGUGGGUCUAGUGUAGAGAACACUCAAAGGAAGAGGGUGUGCUCAGGAAGCAAGGAAAAUAUCCAGUGUAAACGUGUUAAGAUUUCUGAUGAAACCAAGAAAAAGAAUAUUUGUACAGUGUCAAAAAAGGAAGAAGACCUUUUGGGGAAGAUCAAACUUAUGAUUCGUGAGCGGAUGGAGAUUUUAAACAGUGACUUCUUUAAUCAUAAACUGGAAGGUUUAAGUGGAAGAGUUGAACAGGCACAAUGCUGGAAAAAACAUGAAGAACUAGCUAUAACAUUCCUAAAAAAAGUAUCAAAACUUGAGAGACGUAUUAAUGCUGUGAUAGCAUUUCAGAAGAAAGUGUUGUCAGAAAUGGCUGUUCAUCAGACAAGGCUUCCAAGUGCAGACUCCCAAAAUACAAUUCUAAACCAGCUUGGAUCCUCUGCUUCCUUUUCAAAUACCAUAAAUACACAACAAAGUUGCUCAAGUAAACUUUUACCGUCAUCUCACACUGGUUUCACAUCAGCAUGUGUUUCAGAAGAUGCAAGCUCUGAUGAAGUCAUACUGAUCUCUGUGGAAGGCCAAAAUUUAGCAACUGCAAAUAAUUCAGAUAUUCCAAAUAACCAAAUAUCUACACAAGCAGAAAUGUCAGCAACGGCUCAGAGUGAAAUAAAAGAAAGAAAACUUGAAGUGAUUGAUCUAACAGAGGAAGAAAAGCACAAUUCUAGCAAAGGCAGAACAGAAAAAGAUCAGAAAUCUGUAUCACACACAAGGAAUUCAAAGCCAGUGUGCCUCAGUUCAGCUUGCUUAAAGCUAACAGCAGAAACAUCAGAUGAGGCUUACAAGCAGUUUCCACAUCUUCCUCCGCUGCCAAGGAUCCCUCCUUGUCCGGAACUCACUGAAGAAUUCAGAGACACUGUCCCUCCUCAGAAGCCUGAACUAAAAGUGGCUCAGGUGCAAAAUCCAAAGGGGAUUGCACUGUCAUGGACCGUUAAGGAAAUGGAUCCAAAGUGUGCUCCCCUAGACAGUUAUCACCUGUACCUGUUCCAUGAAAACCUCAGGAACGCUUCUGCAUCACGUUGGAAGAAAAUAGGCAAAAUAAGGGCUUUGCCACUUCCAAUGGCUUGCUCUUUAUCACAGUUUACUAUCCCAAAGACAUACUACUUUGCCAUUCAGUCAAAAGAUAUAUGUGGACGUUAUGGACCGUUUUGUGAUAUAGAGUCUAUUACCUUAAGUCUUUAAAAAACUCUUGAAGACCCAGACUACCUCAGCAACUGGUCUGUUGUUGUUUCAGUGGAAAGUACUACAUUCUUACUUGCAGUGAGUUUUGAGUCAAAGCACUAUUUGUACUGCAGACAGUAUUAACUUCCUUAUGUUUCCUACUUGUUACAAUCUUAAGUUAUGAACUUUAUUCCAUUAAUUUUGUAAGCUUCCUUCUACAGCCUUAGAGAUGAAGAGGUUUUUUUAAAACUUACUUCCACGUUUUACUUUCUUGCAUCUUUAUUAUUACAUUGGAAGGGAUUACUGGAUAUAUGAAAGAAUUGAAAAUUAUAAUAAAAGUUUCCUCAUUAU